AUGAUGUCGGAGCCUCCACCACCAUUGUGGCCACCUGGAAUAGACGGGACCACUGCCUCUGCCUUACUACCCGCUCCAUGCCUUUGGAGAAGACCUACCUCCAGGCAGCGCCACACCUUCCAGCAAAGAGUAGAAGACAUCCAACUUAUCCGAGAGCCCAAGUAUCCUAUGAAAAUCCCAGUGAUAAUAAAACAGUACAAAGGUGAGAAACGACUUCCUGUCGGUGAGAAUCGACCAAGUUUUUUUUUACCUGAUCACAUCAACAUGAGUGAGCUCAUCAAGAUCUUUAGGAGGGUUUACAGAGCUAAUGGCAUUCUUCCUGUUAGUGAAUGGCAUAGUGCAGUGAGUGUGUCCACGCCGAUUUAUGAAAUAUAUGAAAGUGAGAAGGAUGAAGAUAGCUUCCUGUAUAUGGUAUACACUUCUCAGGAGACAUUUGGAAUCAAAGUGUCUGUGUAA
Hyaena hyaena (striped hyena) is the source of this 456-nucleotide messenger RNA. Its product is annotated as microtubule-associated proteins 1A/1B light chain 3B-like. Gene Ontology annotation, molecular function: ubiquitin protein ligase binding. Lineage: Eukaryota; Metazoa; Chordata; Mammalia; Carnivora; Hyaenidae. The record is from RefSeq and is a predicted model, not a curated record. The transcript is spliced from 2 exons. Gene Ontology annotation, cellular component: autophagosome; cytosol; autophagosome membrane. Gene Ontology annotation, biological process: autophagosome assembly; cellular response to nitrogen starvation; macroautophagy. Bases 1 to 456 code for a protein of 151 amino acids.